Molecule: messenger RNA, 702 nt
Organism: Saxophila tyrrhenica
Lineage: Eukaryota; Fungi; Ascomycota; Dothideomycetes; Mycosphaerellales; Extremaceae
Exons: 3
Coding region: 1-702 (233 amino acids)
Source: RefSeq, a predicted model, not a curated record
AUGUCGGAACUCAGUCAGGUCGUCGCGGUUGUCGAGACGAGGGCGGGCGCAUUCUCCAACGUGACGCUGUAUCACUCCCACGAGGAUGCGAAGGACGCAGGUGAAUGCGGGAGGAUGAGAUCGGAUGGCUUGUCUCACUUUGAGCUUCGCACACUCACGGUGAUGCCAGAGGGCGCAAGCAAUGCCGGCGCCACCGCCCUGACGACCAAGACCAGGACCAAGAAGAAGAAGGCCAAGGCCGACCAUCCCGCCAGUCCAGACAGUCUCGACGACGACGAGCUCACUCAACUGGGCACCGAUCCCAAGGAGAAGACUCCCAAGCCGAAGCGACCCCUGACCGAGAAGGAGCUCGAGAACAGGGCCGCUCGUCAGAAGGUCCCAACCGGCAGCCCAACGGCACUCCUCGGAUGGAAGGUCAUCUUCGUCGGCACGCUGGGGCUCGAACACAAAGCUCUAGAGACGGCCACCACCCAGUGCGGCGGCGAGGUGGUCAAGAAGAUCGAAGAGGCCAACUACAUCGUUGUCGGCAAGAAACCCGGCACGAAAAGCCAAGAAUUGAUGCAGAAGAGCACCGCCGACCAAAUCUCCGAAGCAGCCUUCAUUUCAUCGUUGCGCCCGGACGCUGAAGAUGAGAUGCUCGAUGGAUUCGCUCAGGUCGACAGCGACGCCGAACCUCCGAUGAAGAAGCAAAAGAAGAAUUGA